Melampsora larici-populina 98AG31 is the source of this 727-nucleotide messenger RNA. RefSeq lists its product as uncharacterized. Bases 101 to 361 code for a protein of 86 amino acids. The record is from RefSeq and is a predicted model, not a curated record. Lineage: Eukaryota; Fungi; Basidiomycota; Pucciniomycetes; Pucciniales; Melampsoraceae. The transcript has 3 exons.
UAAGUUAACAUUGAAUCAACUGUAAAACUUUGGUUCAAAAGAGAAGUUACCAUCCGGAUGGAUCAGAGAAGGAUUGAGAAAUACUACAUUGAUAAAAAGUAUGAAUGGGCAGCCUAAAACGUCAGCUGUGAAGGUCCAACUAUCAAAAUCUCAAGACUGGUCUGUUGAUUUAAAAGAAAUGAAUUAUUUAAAAUCAAUAUUGGUUGGUAUUAUCCAUGUGAUGCGUGGUAUUGCAUGUAUUGUUGGCCAGGCAAGCCGGAAACAGAUGGUCCCUAAAAUGAAUAAGGGUAAGCUGUGUGUAGCUGUUCCAGAAUAUGCCGACAUAUUAUGGAAGCUGCUGGAUUGUUGUAAUGUCGAGUAAAUCAUUGUUGAAAGGUCAAAACUUUGGCAGCCCAAAACUCACAGUUAUUCAGCUGAUUGAAUUUCUCAAUUUGUCAAUUCAAUGAUUCUAUUGUUCUUGUUUAACUUGAAUGAUGAUUGGAUGACAUUGCAGCUGAGAUUCUGGUAACUGAAUUUCAGGUUGAUUCACUUGCUGAUCCUAAUGCAAUGCUAGCUGCUAAGAUUGCGUGAGUGAUGGCAAGAGGUGAAUGAGGUUGCAAGACAGUGAUACUUAUGUAAAUCGUAGAAUCCAGUUGAAUCGAGUAGUAGGCUAGGCAAAGGUGAUUGAUGAAUUGAAUGAGAUAGAUCGGAUUUUGAUGUAGAGUUGGAUGAAGUGAAUGAAGUUGAG